AUGGGGGGUCCAACGAGAAAGAGGGCGCGGGAGGAGGCGGCGCCAACUCCGAAGACCGAGAGUCGCGGCGAGGAUGAGAAGAGCGCGGCCAGCAGCAGCUUGGAUGUCGCUUCCUGCGCCACCGUGGGAGAGGCGGGGGGUGAUGUGGCCAUUGAGUGUGCCUUCACCUGCUCGCCUGAAUCCGACGAGGAAAAUGAGCUAUUGGCGGCGGGGGAAAAUCUGAGCGGAGCUGCAUUAAAAGCAUUUUUGAAGCGCAACUUCAUUGACUACAUAGAUCAGAGGGCAACUUGCAUUCCUGACUUAGAGGAAAAGGAAAUGUGA
This is a messenger RNA of Trypanosoma conorhini, 321 nucleotides long. RefSeq lists its product as uncharacterized. The transcript has a single exon. The record is from RefSeq and is a predicted model, not a curated record. Bases 1 to 321 code for a protein of 106 amino acids. Lineage: Eukaryota; Euglenozoa; Kinetoplastea; Trypanosomatida; Trypanosomatidae.